AUGAAUUUUAUCUUUUAUGAUUAUGUUCUUCGCGACGAGUUUCGGUUGGAACCGCAAAACACGAGAGUCGCUCAAGGUGAAACUGUUGUGUUGGAGUGUGGACCACCUAAAGGCUCCCCGGAGCCGACAAUCUCAUGGAAGAAAAACGGCCAGAAACUUGAGACUGACGCAUCUAAGAGGAUUCGUAUUGUUGAUGGAGCUAAUUUGGCAAUACAAGACGUUCGACAAUCUGACGAAGGUUCAUAUCAAUGCGUCGCAAAAAAUGUUGUCGGUAUUCGGGAUUCGUUUGCGGCUUUUCUCAAAGUUUAUGUUAAACCUUUUCUAAUACGUGGGCCAAACAAUCAAAGCGUUGUUGAAGGUUCUUCGGUGACAUUUCAAUGUCGUGUAGGUGGUGAUCCCAUGCCAGAUGUUCUCUGGCGAAGAAGCGCAGCUGGUGGAAACAUGCCACUUGAUCGAGUUCAUAUUCUUGAAGACCGAAGUCUCAGACUCGAUGAUGUCAUUAUUGAGGAUGAAGGUGAAUAUAGUUGUGAGGCUGACAAUGCAGUUGGAACGAUCACAGCAACAGGAAUUUUAAAUGUUUACUCAACACCAACACUUGUCAUUCGUCCAUCACCAAAAGUCGUUGAAGCGCCAAUGGAUGUUGCAUUUGAAUGCAAAGCAGUUGGUCAACCUCAGCCACUUCUCUUUUGGUCGAUCGAAGGCAAUCGUUCAUUGAUCUUUCCCCCAAAUCAAUUUGAUCGUUUCGAAACGACAAUAACACCAGAAAGUUCUUCAAUUUUAACUAUUCCAGCAACAGCAAAGAAUGACAAUGGUGUUGUGAUUGUUUGUAGUGCAGUUAACGCUGUUGGUUCUGUUAGUGUUCGAGCACGUCUUACAAUCUCAUCACAAGAAGAUCGACCACCACCGAUUAUUCUUCUUGGUCCUGUUAAUCAAACACUUCCAGUAAAAUCCGUCGCUAAUCUUGUCUGCAAAGCGAUUGGAACUCCAACACCCAUCAUUUCAUGGUAUCUUGAUGGAAAUCCUUUACAAGGAGCAUCUGAAAUCAUUGGCUACACAAUUGAAGUCUUUCCCAAUGACAAUACAAAAGGUUGGCUUACGAUUGGACAACGAAUUGAAAGUUUGUCAUUCACACAUGACAUGGUCUCCAAGGACUUAACUUACAUUUACAUUGUACGAGCUGAAAAUACUUUUGGUCUCGGUCCACCGUCGCCAAUGUCAGAAGCGGUUACCAUUGGAAAAGAUUACAACAUUGUUGAUGACAUCAAUUUAAGUGAAGCUCAAGCGACAUUGUCAACAGGAAAAGUUGUAAACUUACUUGAAGCAAAUGCAACAGAUUCAACAAGCGUUCGACUUGUGUGGGAAGCAAACUCGAAUGGCGUCUAUAAAAUGUUAACAGCUCUGCAUGGUGGAGGCGCUUCCGCUUGUACAAUAACACAAUUAGAGAAGAACACACUUUACGACUUUUUCUUGAUUCCCUUCUACAAAAGCAUCGAGGGAAAGCCAUCAAACCUGAAACAAACAACGACACUUGAGGACGUGCCAAGUUCAGCACCGAUUAAUAUGGAAGCAGUUCUUUUGAACACUUCAGCAGUUUAUUUAAAAUGGCAACCACCGCUGUCCGAAAACUUGAAUGGCGUUUUAAAAGACUAUCACGUAAUCGUCCGAGGUUAUGACAUGUACAACAUGUCACGCGUACUCACAAACAUGACUGUUGACGGUGACUCACCUAAAUUAAUGUUAGCAAAUUUGACAGCAGGUGUGACAUAUUCAGUGAGUGUUUCAGCAUCGACAAAAGUCGGCUAUGGUCCUUACAGUUCACCUUCAAUUCUACGACUUGAUCCAAGCACUAAUAAACUCGAUCAAGGUUACGUUCGAUAUCCAAUCAACCGUGAUUACUCCGAUGAUAUUAUCACGCAGACUUGGUUUAUUGUUCUUCUGGGCUCGAUUAUUGCGAUUAUAGUUUUCCUGUUUGGAGCAACCGUUUUGUUCAGGAAAAUUCAGUACAUUAAACAUAAUUCACUAACGAGCGUGCAUGAAGGUAACAAAAAUGUUGAACUGUAUGACAUCAAAAAGGUUCAAAGUUUGCUUGACAGUCAGUGGGAUCAGCAAGAUCUUUAA
Molecule: messenger RNA, 2118 nt
Organism: Clunio marinus
Lineage: Eukaryota; Metazoa; Arthropoda; Insecta; Diptera; Chironomidae
Source: the annotation of a GenBank genome assembly